CGCGGGAGCGCCCGGGGCCGCGCCGGGCCGGGCCGCCGAGCUGCGCGCAAAGAGGCUCUGCAUUGACGUCACAAUGACACGGUGAAGCUGAAGGCAGGAGCUGGGAACAGUUCUUCUGCUGCACUUUUGAUAAUUGAGGGAGUUUGCCACCACUGCGUUCCUGCCAGCAUGGCCAAGAGUGCAGAAGUGAAGUUGGCGAUCUUCGGUCGAGCCGGCGUGGGCAAGUCAGCUCUCGUGGUGCGCUUCCUGACCAAGCGGUUCAUCUGGGAGUACGACCCAACGCUAGAGUCGACAUACCGUCACCAAGCUACCAUUGAUGAUGAAGUGGUUUCCAUGGAGAUACUAGACACAGCUGGCCAGGAGGAUGCCAUUCAGAAAGAGGGACACGUGCGAUGGGGCGAGGGCUUCGUGCUGGUUUACGACAUCACGGACAGAGGCAGCUUCGAGGAAAUGCUGCCGCUUAAGAACUUGUUGGAUGAAGUCAAAAAGCCCAAAAACGUCACCCUGAUCCUGGUGGGGAACAAAGCAGACUUGGACCACUCCAGGCAAGUCAGCACGGAGGAAGGUGAAAAGCUGGCCACGGAACUGGCGUGUGCUUUUUACGAGUGCUCCGCUUGCACGGGAGAGGGCAACAUCAUGGAGGCGUUCUACGAGCUCUGCCGCGAGGUGCGGCGCCGCAAGAUGGUCCAGGGCAAGACUCGGAGGCGAAGCUCCACCACCCACGUCAAGCAGGCCAUUAAUAAGAUGCUCACCAAAAUCAGCAGCUAAAAAGAGCUCUCCUAAGCCAGAGAAGCGUUUUAGAGCGUAUUAGCUUGGAGUAGGGAUGGGGCAAGCAGAGCGCGUUUAAUGAGAAGUGGUCAAAACUUUGCAAUGAAGAAAAAAAACUACAAAAAGACAAACACCGCCACUUUUUUGAGUAACACGGAAUCAUACUAUUUUCCUGUUUUGAGAUGUAUUUAGCCACACUGCUUUUGACUACUGUGGGGGGGAAAAAAAAUCAAACACCAAAUGAACUCCAAAUGACUAGACAAUUGUGGGGAUUGGCAACCAAGAGAGAAAGUUCUGCUUCUACGUGGCUAGCUCCAAUCCCCUGCAAGUCAGUAGUGCCUAAACAUCACUUCCAGCCAGACUGCUGCUCAGUAGCCAUUGGAGAGUAAGAUUCAGCCCUCAGUCCAUCAACAACCAUCACAACUGGUGUUCUCCAGGACUGAAUACGUGUAGAGACUUCUGUGUUGAAACAGAAAGUUCACCUGAACACCUUCACCAGCUCUGAGUUGGCUCAUUGUACGCUUUCACUCCUUCCUUGUUAUUUUUGUCAAAUCCAUGAGUGUUGAUGUUCUUAGCAAGGUAUGCAAAAAAUAUAGGAAAGGUCUAUUUCCUGGAGUGUUUAGCCAGCUAGACACACAUUUCAAGAGAGCUAGAGUUCAGCUGCUCUUACAGCUCCUCUGAAACUGUAGAGUUCUCCAGAAAUAAUCAUUUAGUCCAGCAGCAUUUCACCAUUUCCCCUCAAAGCAUUGCACUGUGCUUGGGGAAAUGGGAGUAUGUGUGCUGGGAAAUCAAACUGAAAAAAAAAAAAAAAGAACCAUAUUACUAUUGAUUUAGCUAUGGUUAGUAUUUAGAUUUUUUUUUGGCUUUUUUUUUUUUUGAUUCAAGUAGUUCCUCUUAGUUAGUUUUAUACUGAAGAACUGAAUCGUUGGGAAGGCAAGUAUUUACAGUCUAAGCCCAAAUGUAAAUCAGAACUGAAUGGCCACUAUCAUAUCAAAAGACCAUAAUAUUCAGCCGUUUAAACUUCCAGAUUCUGCUUGGAGCACUCUAGGGCUCAAAGCAAUGCAGGUUUUUUGUGACUUUUAUCUGACACAUUGAAGCGGAAAUGCAUUUUAUCAGAUUUUGGUGCCUGGGAUGUCCAGUGCUUUCCUUCGCCCUCAUAAUCUCAUUCAAGCCAGCUGCCAAGUUUUGCCUCCUGUCU
This is a messenger RNA of Pyrgilauda ruficollis (rufous-necked snowfinch), 1966 nucleotides long. It is a transcript of the gene RERG, whose product is annotated as RAS like estrogen regulated growth inhibitor. NCBI's taxonomy places the organism in Eukaryota, Metazoa, Chordata, Aves, Passeriformes, Passeridae. Gene Ontology annotation, molecular function: GTP binding; GTPase activity. The record is from RefSeq and is a predicted model, not a curated record. The transcript has 5 exons. Bases 169 to 768 code for a protein of 199 amino acids.